AUGCAAACAAACGUUUUAACAGUUUUAAAAUAUAGCCGGGUCAUUAAAAUACCAAAGAUAAAAGUAACAGGCAGCAGAAAGAACCACGCAGCCAGCACAGUCAACUAUGGAACCAAGACAAACAACUAUGGAACCAAGACAAGCAACUAUGGAACCAAGACAAGCAACUAUGGAACCAAGACAAACAACUAUGGAACCACGACAAACAACUAUGGAACCACGACAAACAACUAUGGAACCACGACAAACAACUAUGGAACCAAGACAAGCAACUAUGGAACCAAGACAAGCAACUAUGGAACCAAGACAAACAACUAUGGAACCAAGACAAACAACUAUGGAACCAAGACAAACAACCAGGGAACCAAGACAAACAAGUAUGGAACCAGCAAAAAUAACUAUAGAACCAGCAAAAAUAACUAUGGAAUCAAGACAAACAACUAUGGAAUCAAGAGAGACAACUAUGGAAUCAAGAGAGACAACUAUGGAAGAGAGACAACUAUGGAACCAAGAGAGACAUCUAUGGAACCAAGACAAACAACCAGGGAACCAAGACAAACAAGUAUGGAACCAGCAAAAAUAACUAUAGAACCAAGAGACAUCUAUGGAACCAAGAGAGACAACUAUGGAACCAAGAGAGACAACUAUGGAACCAAGAGAGACAACUAUGGAACCAAGAGAGACAACUAUGGAACCAAGAGAGACAACUAUGGAACCAAGAGAGACAACUAUGGAACCAAGAGAGACAACUAUGGAACCAAGAGAGACAACUAUGGAACCAAGAGAGACAACUAUGGAACCAAGAGAGACAACUAUGGAACCAAGAGAGACAACUAUGGAACCAAGAGAGACAACUAUGGAACCAAGAGAGACAACUAUGGAACCAAGAGAGACAACUAUGGAACCAGCACAAACAACUAUGCCAGCACAAAUAACUAUGGAACCAGCACAGACAACUAUGCCUACUAUGAACCAACACAAAGAACCAAGUAA
Messenger RNA from Physella acuta, 993 nucleotides. RefSeq lists its product as uncharacterized. The record is from RefSeq and is a predicted model, not a curated record. Lineage: Eukaryota; Metazoa; Mollusca; Gastropoda; Physidae.